This is a messenger RNA of Symbiodinium sp. CCMP2456, 1839 nucleotides long. NCBI's taxonomy places the organism in Eukaryota, Dinophyceae, Suessiales, Symbiodiniaceae. The record is from the annotation of a GenBank genome assembly.
AUGACGAGCAACCUCCUUGCUGCCUUGAAGAACCACCAGGGGAAAGGUGUCACCGUGACAACUCACCCGCUUAUCGAGGCUGCCAAAAAUGGCUCGGUGGAUGCUUGUCAGCGGGCUUUGACGGAGCCGAAGGUCAAAGUGGACCAGAAAGACUCGGAAGGCUCAUGUGCCUUGAUGUAUGCCGCCGAGGCAGGCCACAUGCACGUCGUCAAAUUUUUAGUGGAGAAGGGCGCACGGGUCUCUGCCAAAGAUGAUACGGGCGAAACUGCACUGAUGAAGGCUUGCAAAUCCGGGCAUGUUGAUGUAAUCCGCUUCCUCAUCGAUGCGCAGUUGCUGCAACGGAAGAAGAGCAGCAGCAUCAUGGGCUCCGACAGCGCCAAGCUUCUGCAAAUCGAGAAGCAGCGCGUGCUGGACGUCAAAGAUGACGAAGGCGUGACGGCGCUCAUGAAGGCCGCCGAAAGCGAUGAGCUUGAAAUUGCGCGCCAGUUGAUCGAAGAAGGAGCUUCCCUGACCUUAAAAGAUGACCACGGGUGGACGGUGCUUAUGUGGGCAGCACUGGCCGGAAAUGUUGACAUUUGCGACAUGCUCGUCAAGAGCUAUGACGCUGCUGCGGACUAUGUGACCGAACGCGGUGAGUCAGCGCUGAUGAAAGCCGCAGCAAACGGGCACUGGGAAGUGUGUGACUUCUUGUUGGAAGAGGGUGCGAAGGUGAACCAGCUGGACUCUGAGCACCAAACUGCCCUUAUGUGGGCAGCGGCCAUGGGGCAUACGGCGGUAGUCCGCGGCCUCCUCAGCCGAGAUGCGAAGGUAGAUCUGCCAAGCAAGGGUGGCAAGACGGCUCUGCUUCUGGCGUGCGCAGUCGGCCGCGAUUCCAUCGUGGCGGACCUUCUGGCUGCCCGGGCUAAGAUCGAGCACCAGGAUGCAGACGGACAAAACGGCCUUUUUGGCGCCGUUCAGUGUGGCAACAAGGAGCUCGUUUCCUUGUUGAUCCAGCACAAGUGCCCUCUCGAAGCGCACACGCAGAGGGGGGAGACGCCGCUGAUGUUCGCUGCCAUGAACCAGCAGAUCGACUGCGUGAAGGUCCUAUGCGCAUCCUCAGCUGAUGUAAAUGCCGUGGAUGAGAAUGGCCAAAGGGCUAUUGACCAUGCCGAGGGCACACUGAACAGCAAGGUUGUGGAAGUAUUGCGGCAAGCCGCAAAACAAGCGAACAUCCACUGCCCGUCGCGUCUCAUUGCCUCUUUACCUUUGGGCUGUGUCGAAAAGUCCUGCAGGUCGUUGGCAUCGAACGGAGGCUCUGACCCCUCACUGCGCUCGUGGCAGUUCGUGAGGGAGCCCUCCCUCGCGGGGCGUUCGGCACUGUCCGAGUGGAGCGGGACCAGCCGGACUUUUCAUGUUGGAACUUCACCUGCCCACCGCAAGCUUUGCCUGGCUCAACAACGCGGGCACUGGGCGUCCUUGCUCGCAGGAGGAUUUGAAGCCUAUGGCAGUGGAGCGCUAAGACCGGUCAUGCCCCAUCCUACUUCUAGUCCAUCGACAAAGUACGGCAGGACCCAGUCCUUUGGACUCGGCCAAGACUUCUUCUCUGAAGAUGAAGAAGAAGAGGAUGACGAGGUCAUCGAUGUGCAGCCGUUUAUGCGGCCUAGACGUGGCGGUGUCUGUGCCGAGCCAUGGACGAAAGGCUACUACAAGGAGAAGCUGUGGACAAAGCACUCAGCAUGGGAGCGGAUUCUGUUCGACACCAUGAGGGGUGCGACUGUUUUCAAGCAGUUCGGCGACAGAGACAUGGAACGCUUCAUUCGACCAAUGGUGCUCGAGAUGCACAAAUACGGUGUCAAUGGG